AUGUAUGCACAGCCAUUUGGCUACGGUAAUGAAACUUCCGAGGGUAAGCGAAGGACCCAUGAUCGACCGCUGAACCUAAUCGGCGGUAAAGCAAAUUAUGUGGGCAGUUCCGAGGGUGAUUUUGGAUUCAAGAGUUUCGCGAAGCUGGGUAUUACUAGCGGCGUUUUAGCCCCACGACGCACGACGGCAGACCCCGAUGACGGGGCAACAUAA
Molecule: messenger RNA, 213 nt
Organism: Penicillium soppii
Lineage: Eukaryota; Fungi; Ascomycota; Eurotiomycetes; Eurotiales; Aspergillaceae
Exons: 1
Coding region: 1-213 (70 amino acids)
Source: RefSeq, a predicted model, not a curated record